AUGCGACUUCGCGGUGUGUUUCGUGCAGCCAAGCUGCCCAACGGACAGCGCGCCAUUGGCACAAAAUGGGUGUUCAAGAUCAAGCGCAAGGCGGAUGGGUCAAUCGAGAAGUACAAGGCACGACUUGUGGCCAAGGGUUUCCGCCAAAAGUAUGGCAUCGACUACACCGAGACGUUUUCGCCUGUGGUCAAGUAUGUGACGCUGCGAAUGGUGAUCGCAAUUUCCAAGCAUUUUGGAUGGCCCAUCGACCAGCUUGAUGUGGUGACAGCUUUCCUGUAUGGCGUCAUGAAGGAACAAGUGUUCUGCGUGAUUCCUGAAGGCGUCGAACUUGACAGUACGUUCGACUGCCUGGAAUUGGUGAAGUCAAUUUACGGCCUCAAGCAAGCGUCGCGAGUGUGGAACGAGACGUUCGACGAGUAUGUGUGCUCCAUCGGAUUUCAAGUAUCGGACUUCGACCCAUGUCUCUACAUCAAGACUUCGGACGGCCAUUGCGUGUUUAUACUGGUCUACGUGGACGACGUCUUAGUGACUGGAAGCUCGCUCGAGCUGAUUGCACAAACCAAGAACGACCUGAAGACGCGGUUCGAAAUGACGGACAGCGGCAAGUGUGCGUUUGUUCUUGGGAUCGAGCUUUUGGACGGUGAAGAAGGCAGUGUGACACUAUGUCAGCGUCGGUAUGUCGAUGAUAUCCUCAAGCGCUUUGGCAUGGAUGAUUGCAAGGCAGUCGCAAGUCCAGUCGACAUGAGCUCUCGACUUGUUUCAAGUGAUGCAACUACCAAGGUCGAUGCUCCUUUUCGCGAAGCUGUUGGUGCGUUGAUGCACCUGACCACUGCAACGCGUCCGGACAUUGCGUUUGCUGUGGGCUAUGUGUCGCGGUUCAUGGAAAAUCCCCAAGAAGAACACUGGGUUGCAGUUAAGCGUAUCUUUCGCUACCUACAAGGCACCAAGACGCAUGGAAUUUGCUACAAGCCAAGUGCAAGGAUCGACUUCCGUGGAUAUUCGGAUGCGGAUUGGGCUGGUGAUCUUACCGACCGCAAGUCAACAUCGGGGUACACGUUCAUGCUACUCGGUGCGCCAGUCAGUUGGGGCAGCAAGAAGCAGCCAAGUGUUUCGUUGUCCACGAGUGAAGCCGAAUACAUCGCACUCAGCUUGGCGAUUCAAGAGGGCAAGUGGAUUCAUCGUCUGCUUUGUGAGAUCGUGAUGGCUGCCAAUGAAGAAGGACCGGAACUCAUGAUUCAUGAAGACAAUCAGUCAUGUAUCAAGAUGACGAAGAACCCAGUCAACCACGGCCGUGCCAAGCACAUUGAUAUCAAGUACCAUCACAUCCGUGAUGAGGUCAAGCGCGGUGAAGUGAAGCUCAAGUACUGUGAAACUGCGGUGAUGUUAGCGGACAUCAUGACGAAGGGACUUCAUGGACCACGCCACAAGGAGAUGACGACGGCUCUCGGGAUUCGUGAGCAUUCGGAUUGA
This is a messenger RNA of Peronospora matthiolae, 1470 nucleotides long. NCBI's taxonomy places the organism in Eukaryota, Oomycota, Peronosporomycetes, Peronosporales, Peronosporaceae. The record is from the annotation of a GenBank genome assembly.